Molecule: messenger RNA, 1560 nt
Organism: Salvia hispanica
Lineage: Eukaryota; Viridiplantae; Streptophyta; Magnoliopsida; Lamiales; Lamiaceae
Product: UDP-glucose iridoid glucosyltransferase-like
Molecular function (GO): quercetin 7-O-glucosyltransferase activity; quercetin 3-O-glucosyltransferase activity
Source: RefSeq, a predicted model, not a curated record
AAACCACAGUCAAGACAAAUAGAUCUUGUUUGUUCUCAUAAGAUUCACCGAAGUCUCUUUGGUUAAGUAAAUACUGCUACACUAUCACCAUAUCUCCAAGUUCCAAUGGAGCAAUUCGGAACAAGAAAGGUGCGAGUAAUGCUCGUGCCCCUCCCUCUCCAGGGGCACCUAACACCGAUGCUUCAACUAGCAAGUGUUCUCCAUUUAAGGGGAUUCUCGGUCAUUGUUGCACACACCGAGUUCAACUCUCCCGAUCCCCAACUCCACCCGGAUUUCACCUUCAUCCCAUUGAAAGAUGGUGUCUGCUCCCCUUCUGCCAAUCUGCUGGACAUGAUAGCAGCCAUCAACACAAACUGCAUGGAACCACUUCAAAAAUGCAUAGUGGAACAGCAAGGCCAAGUUUCUUGCAUCAUUUAUGACUCCCUUUUGCACUUUGUGGACACCCUGGCUCAUUGUUUGAAGCUUCCUGCCAUCUUCUUUCGCCCUACAACUGCUGUUUAUAUGCAAUCCUAUCUCGCCCUUCUGUCACUCCAUGAAAAGAUGAUCAUCCCCUUACCAGAGUCUCAGCUUGAGGAGCCAGUGCCAGAGCUUCAUCCAGCAAUCAGGUUCAAGGAUCUGCCUCUUUCAGUCUUGUCCAAGAUGUCACAAGUAUUAAUAGAUUUUGUGAAGAGUUUCAGUGAUAUAAAAUCUGCUGUAGCAGUAAUAUGUAACAGUGUGGAAAUUCUAGAUGACUUUUCCCUUCAGCACCAAUAUCAAGUGCCUUUCUUUCCAAUAGGCCCUCUUCACAAAAUGGCUUCAUCAUCAUCAAUGCAAACUAGCCUACUGCAAGAAGAUCCUGGCUGCAUAGCCUGGCUCGACAAACAAGGCCUCAAAUCCGUGCUCUACGUGAGCUUGGGCAGUGUAGCCACAUUGAGUAGUGAAGUACUAGUUGAGACGGCAAUGGGAAUUGCCAACAGUGGGCAGCCCUUCUUGUGGGCCAUUCGCCCCUCCUCCGUUGCUGGAUCAGAGUGGAUCGAGUGUCUGCCCCAAGGGCUGAGGGAAGUGAUCCAAGAACGCGGGAUGAUUGUGAAGUGGGCACCUCAGAAAGAGGUUCUGGCUCACCCAGCGGUUGGCGGGUUCUUAAGCCAUUGUGGGUGGAACUCGACUCUUGAGAGCAUGAGCCAAGGAGUUGCAAUGAUAUGCAUGCCUUUCUUUGGGGACCAAAGGAUCAAUGCAAGGUUCUUGGUCCAUGUGUGGGAAGUUGGUGUGGAGAUAGGGAAUAAGGCUGAUAGGAAGAGCAUCGAGGAGGCUGUGAGGGUGCUGAUGGUGGAGGAGCAAGGGAAGGAUAUGAGGCUGAGAGCUGCAGAGAUAAAGCAUAAGCUUCACCUCUCUACGGUUAAAGAUGGCUCUUCUUGUAGAGCAUUGGAUGACUUGGUUGAGUUUAUUACAUCAUUAUCAGCCCCAAAGUGAAAGUAGCUGAUUUUGGUUUGAUAAUGUAUUAAUUUGUAUGAUUGCUGUUUGAAAAUAAUCAAUGUAAUUGUGAUCUUAAUAUUUAUGAUGAAGAAUUGGCUGCUUUUGGUU